AUGACGUUGCUGUCUUGGACAGGGUUCCCCCACAUUGUGGAGGAGAUUGUCGCCCACCUGGACGGCCAGACGAUGCUCUCUGCGCGUUUGGUGAACACAGAAGUGUGCCGCUUCGCAAACAGAACCCUUAUCGCGAGGUGUGCACGUAUCGAGAUCCGGCACCGUGGACAGGAGUUGGUCUUCGUGUCCAAUGGCGGUGUCCUGCCGUUCUUUCACCCUUCAGCUCCUCUCGACCACCAGUACGCUGCGAUGCGCAGAGCUCGCACUGUCAUCAUCGGCCGUGGCGUACCUCCCGGUGCACGCCUGAACGAUCUCCUGGCGCGGUUGAACCCCCGCGCAAGGGUGCGCCUCGAGCAUGCGAAGAACGGCAGCUCGCACCACGUUCUUCCGAGGCUACGCUAUCUCGAGCUGGAUGUUCCGGCCGGUUGCGAAUGCAGUCCCGGCAACUAUGUGCCUCUACAGCAUCAGGCGCGUAACGUCAGGAUCAAUAUCCUGUUCCAGGACUAUCAACAGAGGCCGACCUGCAUGUGCGGGCUCGUCCGCGGCUUGGUCCAUGAGGGAGUCGAGCGCCUGGAAAUCCACCACUGGAACCACGACAUCACCAGCGAAGACCUGUUCCUCCGCCAAGUCCUCUGUGCGGACGCCAACUUUCGGAGCAUAAACACCACCAGGGAGCUCUUCCGCUUUGGAGUGCAGCAAGUGUCCUGGGUCACGUAUCGAGUGGAGCGGCGGAGUCCCCGAGCUACGGUCUCCACACGUACUAUCGCGGCGGCCGAGCCGGCGAAGUCGCCCUCAGCUUUGGCUGCCCCCACUGGUCGGCCAAGUGUCCGAUACACGCUGGGCCAGGCAGUCUCAAGCGACCAUCCUCCCGACGUCUCGAAUCCCCAGUUCAGGCACUACACACGCUCGACGGCCAUUCUUACCUUCGCGUUCUUCUUCGUCACCUUGGUAGCUGCUCGGUCCUCCCGCAAGUAG
Molecule: messenger RNA, 975 nt
Organism: Trichosporon asahii var. asahii CBS 2479
Lineage: Eukaryota; Fungi; Basidiomycota; Tremellomycetes; Trichosporonales; Trichosporonaceae
Exons: 1
Coding region: 1-975 (324 amino acids)
Source: RefSeq, a predicted model, not a curated record